Molecule: messenger RNA, 215 nt
Organism: Funneliformis mosseae
Lineage: Eukaryota; Fungi; Glomeromycota; Glomeromycetes; Glomerales; Glomeraceae
Source: the annotation of a GenBank genome assembly
CUAUUAUGCCAGAAACUAGAGCAAAUAAUUAUAUCAAAAACACUUCUUACGUUCCAAAAAAUAAUAAAAGAACUCAACAAAAAAACAAAACUAUGGAAACUCCUUCUCCAAAAGUUAUUAACAAAGUUAUUGAAAAUAUUAUCUUGUUCACUGAUAACAAUAACCAAACACCUUCUAAUACUGAAAAAGAAGAUACAACAAUAUUCUUGACAUAG